Messenger RNA from Candida dubliniensis CD36, 552 nucleotides. RefSeq names its product endopeptidase catalytic subunit (gene IMP1). The transcript has a single exon. NCBI's taxonomy places the organism in Eukaryota, Fungi, Ascomycota, Pichiomycetes, Serinales, Debaryomycetaceae. Gene Ontology annotation, cellular component: membrane; mitochondrial inner membrane peptidase complex. Gene Ontology annotation, molecular function: serine-type endopeptidase activity. The record is from RefSeq and is a predicted model, not a curated record. The coding region runs from base 1 to 552 and encodes 183 amino acids.
AUGACAUUCUUUGAAUCACUCAAGUUUGUUGGAUCGACUUUAUCCUGGACUUUGAGAGCAGGAUGCAUAGCACACUUGAUACAUGAAAAUGUCUAUGAAUUCACUGAAACUCGAGGUGAAUCAAUGUUGCCAACAUUACAGAACCAACACGACUAUGUUCAUGCGUUGAAAAAAUAUAAAUAUGGGAGAAAUUUGGAAAUGGGUGAUUGCAUUGUAGCAAUCAAGCCUAGCGACCCUAGUCAUAGAAUCUGUAAACGGAUCACGGGGAUGCCGGGGGAUAUGAUUCUAGUAGACCCAUCCAGUUCAUCUGAACUAACCAAUACCCCGAAUGAAAUAGUACAACAUGAUGGAUAUAAUAAGUAUAUUCGAAUACCAGAAGGUCAUGUAUGGUGUACGGGUGAUAAUUUAUGUCACUCGUUGGAUUCACGUUCCUAUGGUGUGGUACCCAUGGGGCUUAUUACUGGAAAAAUUGUAGCUGCUAAUUCCAUGAGCGAAGGAAUAUCCACAUUAUACAACUUCCGAUGGAUAACAAAUACUUUACAAGAUGAGUGA